This is a messenger RNA of Phycomyces blakesleeanus NRRL 1555(-), 2229 nucleotides long. RefSeq lists its product as hypothetical. The transcript is spliced from 12 exons. Lineage: Eukaryota; Fungi; Mucoromycota; Mucoromycetes; Mucorales; Phycomycetaceae. Gene Ontology annotation, molecular function: ATP hydrolysis activity; proton-transporting ATPase activity, rotational mechanism; ATP binding. The coding region runs from base 101 to 1960 and encodes 619 amino acids. Gene Ontology annotation, cellular component: proton-transporting V-type ATPase, V1 domain; fungal-type vacuole membrane. Gene Ontology annotation, biological process: proton transmembrane transport; ATP metabolic process. The record is from RefSeq and is a predicted model, not a curated record.
ACAGCUUUCAGUAAGACACUUUUUAUUCUUGGUUCCCGAUACAUUUCCAGUAACAAACCAACUCUUCCUCAAAUAUUAUCCACAAAGAAUACAAUAUAUAAUGGCUGGAGCACUCGAGAACGCACAGAAUGAGAUGCGCAAAAUUAGGGACCACGAACGUGAGUCUGACUUUGGUGCCAUUUACUCUGUUUCCGGUCCAGUCGUUGUGGCCGAGAACAUGUAUGGUUCUGCCAUGUACGAGCUGGUCCGUGUCGGACAUAGUGAACUGGUGGGUGAGGUCAUUCGUAUCGACGGCGAUAAGACUACCAUUCAGGUAUACGAAGAGACUGGUGGUCUGACUGUGGGCGAUCCUGUCUUGAGAUCUGGAAAGCCUUUGUCUGUAGAGCUUGGUCCAGGUCUGAUGUCCAACAUCUAUGAUGGUAUCCAACGUCCUCUCAAGGCUAUUCAGGAAGCCUCUCAGAGCAUCUAUAUUCCCCGUGGUAUCGCUACCCCAGCUCUCGACAAGGGCUUUGGUUGGGAUUUCGAGCCUCUCAACUUUGAAGUUGGAGACCACAUCACCGGUGGUGAUAUCUACGGUAAGGUCUGGGAGAACUCCCUUGUGACCAUUCACAACAUUAUGCUUCCUCCCAAGGCUCGCGGUACAAUCACCUACAUUGCACCCAAGGGCCAAUAUACCAUUCAAGAUGUCGUCCUGGAGACCGAGUUCGAAGGCGAGACUACCGAAUAUACCAUGAAGCAGCUUUGGCCCGUCCGUUCCCCUCGUCCUGUGGCUGAGAAGUUGACUGCAAACCACCCCCUUUUGACUGGUCAGCGUGUGUUGGACUCUCUAUUCCCCUGUGUUCAGGGUGGAACCACUGCUAUUCCCGGUGCUUUCGGCUGUGGCAAGACUGUAAUUUCUCAGUCAUUGUCAAAGUACUCCAACUCUGAUAUAAUUAUCUACGUCGGCUGUGGUGAGCGUGGUAACGAGAUGGCUGAAGUAUUGAUGGACUUCCCUGAGCUUUCUAUUGAUAUCAAUGGUCGCAAGGAGUCUAUCAUGAAGCGUACAACUCUUGUUGCCAACACUUCAAACAUGCCCGUAGCUGCACGUGAAGCUUCUAUCUACACUGGUAUCACUUUGUCCGAGUACUUCCGUGAUCAGGGCAAGAACGUUGCCAUGAUGGCCGAUUCCACUUCUCGCUGGGCUGAGGCUCUUCGUGAAAUUUCAGGCCGACUUGCAGAGAUGCCUGCUGAUUCCGGCUACCCCGCCUAUCUUGGUGCUCGCCUCGCCUCUUUCUACGAGCGUGCUGGUAAGACUACCUGUCUCGGUAACCCCUCCCGUGAGGGCAGUGUUACAGUUGUUGGCGCUGUAUCUCCUCCCGGUGGUGAUUUCUCUGACCCUGUCACUGCCUCUACCUUGGGUAUCGUACAGGUGUUCUGGGGUCUUGAUAAGAAGUUGGCCCAGCGCAAGCAUUUCCCUUCAGUAAAUUGGAGUCUUAGUUACUCAAAGUACAUGAAGGUCUUGGAGCCUUUCUACGAACAAUCUGACCCAGAGUACAUCUCUCUCCGUGACAAAUGCAAGGAAAUCUUGCAGAUGGAAGAAAACUUGUCCGAAAUUGUCCAGCUCGUUGGCAAGUCCGGUUUGAACGAGAGCGACAAGAUUACAUUGGAUGUUGCUCAGAUCAUCAAGGACGAUUUCUUGCAACAAAACGGUUACAGUAGCUACGAUCGCUUCUGUCCUUUCUUCAAGACAACCUGGAUGUUGCGUAACUUGAUUGGCUUUUACACUCAGGCCACUCACACUGUCGAGGCAUCAAACGGCCAGGUUUCGUGGUCUAAGAUCCGAGAAUCGAUGAGCGAUAUUGUUUACAAGCUUUCUUCAAUGAAGUUCGAGGAUCCUGCUGAUGGUGAGGAGGUUCUCGUUCAGAAGUACUCUGCUCUGUACAAGGAAAUCGAGGCCAAGUUCCGUGAUUUUGAAGUGUAAAUUCUAGCUCCUUUAAGGCUUUUCUUUUUUAUCGAGAGAAACAAAUCAAAAACAUCUGCUUCAUAAAGAAAUCAAAACCCUUUUUGUUCUUCAUGGCCCUUCUUCCUCUAAAUCUCGGGGAAUCAAAACACAACCGAUUCAAAAAUCAUCCACUCACACUCGUCCCGCCACUUACAACAUCACAUCUGCUCACGAAAAUAAUAAUAAUAUAUAAAAAAACGUGGGGACCUAAAAAUUUUACGUACAAGAAAUAUUUUCCAUUUCUGUUU